AUGUGCUGCCCGUUGCCGCCCGUUGCUGCCCGUGCCUGUGCUGCCUGUUGCCGCCCGUUGCUGCCCGUGCCUGUGCUGCCCGUUGCCGCCCGUUGCUGCCCGUGCCUGUGCUGCCCGUUGCCGCCCGUUGCUACCCGUGCCUGUGCUGCCUGUUGCCGCCUGUUGCUGCCCGUGCUUGUGCUGCCCGUUGCCGCCCGUUGCUGCCCGUGCCUGUGCUGCCCGUUGCCGCCCGUUGCUGCCCAUGCCUGUGCUGCCCGUUGCCGCCCGUUGCUGCCCGUGCCUGUGCUGCCUGUUGCCGCCUGUUGCUACCCGUGCCUGUGCUGCCCGUUGCCGCCCGUUGCUGCCCGUGCCUGUGCUGCCCGUUGCUGCCCGUUCCUGUGCUGCCUGUUGCUGCCUGUUGCUGCCCGUGCCUGUGCUGCCCGUUGCCGCCCGUUGCUGCCCGUGCCUGUGCUGCCCGUUGCCGCCCGUUGCUGCCCGUGCCUGUGCUGCCCGUUGCCGCCUGUUGCUGCCCGUGCCUGUGCUGCUCGUUGCCGCCCGUUACUGCCCGUGCCUGUGCUGCCCGUCGCCGCCCGUUGCUGCCCCGGCCCCGUCGCCGCCCCUAUCGGCCCCGUCGCCGCCCCUCGCGGCCACGUGGCCGCCCUUCGCGGCCCCGUCGCUGCCCCUAGCGGCCCCGUCGCCGCUCUUCGCGGCCCCGUCGCCGCCUCUAGCGGCCCCGUCGCCGCCCUUCGCGGCCCCGUCGCCGCCUCUACUGGCCCCGUCGCCGCCCUUCACGACCCCUUCACCGCUGAGCCGCCAAGCAGCCGAGCCGGCGAGCCGCCCAACAGCCGAGCCGCCGAGCCGCCCAGCAGCCGAGCCGCCGAGCCGCCCAGCAGCCGAGCCGCCGAGCCGCCCAACAGCUGA
This is a messenger RNA of Closterium sp. NIES-65, 900 nucleotides long. The record is from the annotation of a GenBank genome assembly. NCBI's taxonomy places the organism in Eukaryota, Viridiplantae, Streptophyta, Zygnematophyceae, Desmidiales, Closteriaceae.